CGUCGUAAGAUUGUUAUGUCGUGGAAAAAUAAAGAUAGACGAAGAGCUCUUGGGAUAUUGACUCCAGUAGUCAAGUAAAAGCCCUUAAAUGGUAAAUAUAAUAGAAGAACACAACAAGUUGGAUAUUUAACUUUAAACGGAAGCGGAACUCAAAUAUUAUCGGAGAUUAAACGUUCCUAACUCUUUUUUCUUUUUUUUUUUAAAUAAUCCCCCUGAUCGGAUUGAAGAAAAAUUGUUAUUUCUUUUUUUUUCUUUUUUUUUGUUUCAGACGAUCUCGCUAAGUAUUUCAAAAACGACCGGCUUUCUACGAGGUAGGUAAAAUACUUUCGAAAUACACGUGAAAACGUAGCGAUAAAUAACUCGACGUACGAUAACGUUCCUUCACGAUUUCGCGUGUCUCGUUAUAUCAUGAAUACGAUGGGAACUUGAUUAAAUCAUUCGAUCGAACGAUUUCUAGUUUCACGGACGAAAAAGAAGAUAAAAAAAAAAAAAUAAGAAGAAUUAUGUAAAUGGGGACCCGCUUUAAUUUAUUAGAUACAUAUAUGUAACUUUUUUCUGCUUCUUCUUUUUUUUUCUUUUCUCUCCCCUUCUUUCUUUCUUUUUCUCAUCUCUUGUCGUUUCCUUGUGAUGACACAACAGGGCUGCACGAAAGUGAAGGGACGAGAAGCAACACGAACACGCUUCCUGUUCUCUACAUUUCCAAGAAAAAAUUGGGAGAGGCUCCAAAUUGGAAGAUAUGUUCGAGAUAGAAUUGUAAAUUGUGAAAGGUGAUCACCUGCUGUCUUUCGUUAUUAAUGAUUUACAAAUAUUUCAUCACUCAUUAUAGAUAGAGAAAUGAAAAUGUUUAGUAGAUAUAGAAUAAAAUUCUAAAUUAUAUUAACAAUAUUAAAAUAAUAAAUAAUUAACAAUAAAAUAUUUCUAAUCAUCUCUAUUAGUCUAUUUCUCCCCCGCCCCUCCCAUAGAAAUUAACACUUGGAAAUAAAAUUGACACUUCGAAAAUAAUUAUUUUAACAAAGCAAAAUAAUAACAGCGGAUAUUCAUUCGUCGAUUCUUAACAAAAAGAAAAAUAUAAGAACACGCGGAGAAAGGUGAAGAUCGAUUUACCGUUUAUAGUCGAUCAUCGAUCCAUAUUACAAUUAGUAUUACGUAUACUAUUUAUGUCACGAAAUUCAACCAGUUUUCUUUGAAUUUUGCGCACCUUUACGUUUGCCGGUGUUACGUAUUAUUUUGGUAAGAAUGAGAUGGAACAGUGUGAACAAAAUCAUGAGAAGCUAUCGUACACUCGGUAGGGCGUGCGGCUGCUCCAGUGAAAGUAAUCCUCUUUCGCUUGGUAACGCAUUGCCAUCUGGUCAGUCAGGCAUAUAAAAAGCGCGAGUGGACUAAAGGAUGACACACUCAAGUGGACACAACGCAAGAGUAACAACAAUGAAAAUCUUCCUUAUCUGUCUGUUAGCUACGGCUGUUUUAGCCGAGAAGAAACACGAAAAACGUGGUACUCUUCUAGGUGAUUCUGGUUAUUCCAGUGGCCUUGGUUUAAGUGCUUACAAUUCUGGUGGACUGAAAUCUGGUCUAUAUUCUUCCGGCUUAAGUUCUGAACUUGGUUACGGAUAUGGUUCUGGACUUGGCUCUGGAUUCAGUUCAGGACUUAGUUCUGGAUUUAAUUCUGGAUUGUCCUUAAGCGGAGGAAACGUUGGAGGCGCAUUUCUAGGAGCUAGAGCUGAGCGUAUCACUGGUGUCACCGUUCAUCGUGAAGUCCAAGUUCCUGUUCCAGUACCACAUCCGGUGCCAGUCGAAGUUACAAGAACCGUACCCGUACCUCAUCCUGUUCCAGUUAAGGUCGAUCGUCCUUACCCAGUACCAGUACCUCAUCCAGUUCCAGUUCCUGUUACCCGUCACGUUCCUAUUAAAGUCGACCGUCCUUAUCCUGUACCAGUACCUCAACCAAUCGAAGUCCGUGUACCUCAUCCUGUUCCUGUUCCAGUUAUCCAGCCAGUUCCUAUCUCGGUUGGUCCAUCUUAUUCCUUGGGUUCUACCAGUGGAUUUUCUGGUGGAUUUUCCGGUGGAUAUUCUAGUGGACUUUCCGCCGGAUUCUCAGGUGGUUACUCAGAUUUUGGAUCAAGCUUGUCCAGUGGACUUAGUUCAGGAGUAGAUGUCAGCAUCGGUCAUGAAUACUCUUCUAACGGUGGUGGAUCGAUCGGAGGAGACGCUGGAUACUCUUAUCCUGCCCCAUCGAAAAAAUGGUGAAAACUGUCUGAUGAGUUACGUUUUACACAAUGCUGCAUACAAAUUUAUUUCUUAAGAAUCAAAAACUAAGUACCUUUGUACGUUUGUUUUGCU
Molecule: messenger RNA, 2337 nt
Organism: Polistes canadensis
Lineage: Eukaryota; Metazoa; Arthropoda; Insecta; Hymenoptera; Vespidae
Product: tetra-peptide repeat homeobox protein 1-like
Exons: 2
Coding region: 1387-2244 (285 amino acids)
Source: RefSeq, a predicted model, not a curated record